Messenger RNA from Theobroma umbraticum, 3537 nucleotides. RefSeq lists its product as uncharacterized. NCBI's taxonomy places the organism in Eukaryota, Viridiplantae, Streptophyta, Magnoliopsida, Malvales, Malvaceae. Gene Ontology annotation, molecular function: protein binding; mRNA binding. The record is from RefSeq and is a predicted model, not a curated record.
UGAUCAAGCACGUUAUGAAGCAACUAAAAUAUUAAAUGGUAAAAGUGCGUCCUAAGUUGAUUAUUCAACUUAUUAGAUAUUAAUGACUUAAUUAAUUCAUUUUUUCUAUAAAGUUAGAUAUAAAAGAUAUCUUUUAUUAAAAUUACUAUUAUAAAUUGUGUUUUCUUAUUUUAUUCUCUUUUCCUUUUAUUGUGUUAUAAAAAAAGAGAGAAAAAAGAGACUUUUGUGUGUUUGUUCUCUAUUUACUCACUAAUAAUUUUCCCAAAAAAAAGACUUCAAAAAAUGUACCUUUUAAAAAGUAUGGUAAUGACAUUUUAAAAUUAUGAUAUAAUUUAAUUAAUUUUAAAAGAGAAGGAAAUUUUAAAAAAUAAAGAAACAAAGAGAGUAGGGAGUUGGGGCAGGCGAUUCACUUGGCAACGGCCCGUAAUGCAGCCCUAAGGCAUAACAGGCGCGCAGCCAAAAGAAACUCAAAGAGCAGCAGUUCAAGCUCAACUCAUAGACACCUCUUUCGACCGACAAGGCGGUGGCGGUUUUAACCUCCGUAGCCCUUAUUAGAGAAAUAAAAAUCCUCCUUUCGAACUAUUCUCCUAGUUCUCUCUCUUUUGGCUCAAAAUAACUUAUCCUGUUUUCAGGUAUUUUCAGCUCCACUUCAUACCAACUUGAUAUUACGUACUUUUUCAUAUAUUUUAGAUUCUUUUAAAUACAUUUAGAUUUUUUGAAUUUGGGAUUCUCUUCAAAGCACGAUUCUUUCGCUCUGGAUAAUAUAGUAGUGGGUGUUUGAAGUUAUUGCUCUUUUUGGCCUCCAAGGCAUGGUACACCAGAGGCUCCAAUGGUCGCAUGUUCUACGGGAGAAAGCAUUUUGUGAUGAAUUUCACUCUGGGUAUUAAUGGGUAUUUGGUCUUAUUCAAAAAUAUGUUUAGUUCAAUCCGGUUUGCUUCGAGACGUAGUUGUUCACUACAAAAAAUGUCUUCUUAGAUUGUAUUAUUCUGCUUCAUCUGCUUUGUUGUUGGAAGACCAUGUCUUUGAUUGUAGUCCUGAGGUUGUAAGUGUUAAUAAUGAAGUUGAGGAGCUUCAAGUUCCAGGGAAGAGGUUCGAAUUUUGUGGAAAUCCCUGGCUUAUUCCUUUGGUUGUGAGGGUAUUUAAAUCCUUGAAUUGGGACAUUGCAAGGGAAAUUAGGUUCAAUAUGGCUGUAAAGAUGUACGGAUUUGAUCAUUCAAUGUAUGCAUUUCGGAUCAUCAUUCAUAUAUUUGCAAUGGCAGGGAUGCAGAUGGAAGCACAUGCUUUGCUUAGAGAUAUUGUUUGCUAUUACAGAGAGGUGAAGACUGAUAUGUUUGAAUUAUUACUGUAUCUGUUGGAUUCACCUGAGCAUGUCCAUAGAUCAGCUGAUGUUUUCAAUGUGCUCAUCAAGGUUUUUGCAUCAAAUUCGAUGCUUGAGAAUGGUAUUGACGUUUUUGUGCAGGCUAAAAAAAUUGGGCUUGAACCAAAUAUUAUGUCAUGCAACUUCUUGCUCAAAUGUUUAGUAGAAGCAAAUAGAGGAGAAUUUGUGAGAAGUUUGUUUGAAGAUAUGAAGAACUCGGGGCCAUCUCCUAAUGUUUACACCUAUACGAUUAUGAUGAGCUUUUAUUGUAAUGGAUAUUGUGGGAGGGAUGUAGAUGUCGGACAAGCAAAUAACCUUCUAGAGGAUAUGGAGAGUGGUGGGAAAAAUCCAUCUGUUGUAACAUACAGCACAUAUAUUGGUGGACUUUGUAGAGUUGGUUGUGUUGAACUUGCUCUAGAUUUCAUUCGAAAGUUGUGUUUUAGAAACCAACCGAUCAAUAGCUUCUGUUAUAAUGCCAUUAUAUAUGGAUUUUGCCAAAAAGGUGAACCAUACGAAGCUUUGAAGGUUUUGGAAGAAAUGAAGCAUUGUGGAAUAUCACCAGAUGUACAUAGCUAUAGCAUUUUGAUUGAUGGGUUCUGCAAAGAAGGUGAUUGUGAGAAAGGUAUCAAUUUGAUUGAUGAGAUGAUACUCAACGACAUGAGGCCUUCACUUGUUACUUAUACCUCACUCUUUCAUGGUCUGUGUGAGAGUGGAUUGGCAGAUGUUUCACUGAAUUUGUUUCGUAAUCUUGCUGAUGAUGGAUAUGAAUAUGACUUGGCUGCUUACAAUGUCUUGCUCAAGGGAUUUUGUCUUCAAGGUGAUAUGGAUUCUGCCAUGGAACUUUUUGAGGAGAUGUUCAGCAAUAGCUUAAUUCCUACAGCCAACAGUUUCAACAGGUUGAUUCAUGGAUUCUGUAAGAUGGGGCUCUUGGAUAAAGCCUUGGAGCUUUUCAAAAUCAUGCUGCAAAGUGGCGUCUCACCAAAUAUCUUCACUUGCAAUGUAAUUGCUGAUGGUUAUUGCAAAGCAGGACAUUUGGAGGAAGCUUUGAAACUUAUAAAUGGAAUGCAUGAGUUUGGCAUUUUUCCUAACUCAUAUACAUAUAAUGGAAUUAUGAAGAGGCUUUGCAUGCAAAGCUAUUCAGGAAAAGCUUGGGAACUUCUUCCUCAAAUGAUUAAGAAGAACAUUCUUCAUAAUGUUCAUUGUAACAUCCUUAUGAAUGGAUUUGCUGAACAGUCAAAACCAAAAAAGGCCUUGAUGUUGUAUGCAAGAAUGUUAAAGCUUGGGUUCACACGAACCACAAUUACACAUACAAUUCUUAUCAACAUAUUCAACCAGAGGUGCAAAAUGUAUGAAGCGUAUAGUUUGUUUAAGGACAUGAUAGCAAAGGGUUUGAUUCCUGAUACCAUUUCUUACACAUCUGUUAUAGCUGGGUUUUGUAGAGUUAGAGAUAUGAAAAAGGCUUGGGCUCUGUAUACAGAAAUGCUGCGGAGAGGUUAUUCACCCAAUGUUGUCACUUAUACCUGUCUAAUUGAUGGAUUUUGUCAUUUACACCGUAUGGAUAUGGCCAACUUGUUAAUUGAUGAAAUGAAAAGACGGGAAAUCAAUCCUGAUGUGGUGACAUAUACUGCUUUAAUUUCUGGGUACAAGAGACUUGGCGAUAUCGAUAGAGCACACGAGUUGUUCGCUGAAAUGAAAAGUAAGGGUAUUGUUCCUGAUGAUGCUGCCUAUAGUGCAUUGGGGGAGGAUAAUGGCACAACUACAUAUAAUUAGACAACUAUGGAAAUGAUGAAAGAACUGGAUGUAUUUGAUUAUGAACCACAAACAGAGUGCUUCUUCAUGGUCCUCCUGGUAUGUGAAAGACUUCUUUGGCUCAAAGAUGUGCCCAUGAUGCUGGUAUCAAGCUUUUCUCUGGGAAUGGAGUUUAAGAUUGUUAGUCAAAGUUACAAGGAAAUUUAACAGGUAUUGCGUUAAAUUUCUGAUUCAGCUACACAGGCCGCGGCUGCUGUGGCUAAAUACUCUUCUGGAGUGGCUUCUGAAGAUACUGAAAAGGCCAGAUGAAAGUAACCUGGCACCAUGCAUGAGGCAAUUGGGAAGAUGUUGGCAGUCAAAACGCAGUAAACAGAAAUAGGUGGCCAGCGAAGAUUCAGUUGUAUCAAGAGCCAUCAGCUAAGUUCUUAAGG